CGUUCGCCUCGACCAUCCGAAGGGAGAACACCUCGAGAUCCCAGCAGGGAACUGCCGUGGCCGGAGCCGAGUCGUCGCUGCGCGGAGUAAUUGGAACCCGACCCGACCCCGAGGGCCGCGCUCUGAGCCGGACCUGCGACAGACGACCAGACGCCGAAGAGACCCUUCGGCUAUCAGUUUGUGGUCGCCAGCUCGAGAGGGCUCAUCAGGGACCCCCGGUUCCUAGACUCCGCGGAAGACGCGUCUGGACUCACGGACUCCGUGUCAGCAGUGAACUCCCAGGAGCAUCAGGCUGACCCACCCAGAUCGCAGACUCGGCAGGGCGCUUUUUCUUCUUCUUCCUAUUCUUCGUCCAGGAGUUCGGACAUCGGCAUCAUGAUGGCCGUCGCCGCCGCACAGAAGAACCGCGAGAUGUUCGCCAUCAAGAAGUCCUACAGCAUUGAGAAUGGCUAUCCUGCCCGCCGUCGUUCUCUUGUAGACGACGCUCGUUUCGAGACUCUGGUCGUUAAACAGACGAAGCAGAGUGUGCUGGAAGAGGCACGUCAACGAGCGAAUGACACGAGUUCCGAGCACGAUCAUCAGUCCGAGGAGCAACGCUACGUCGAUGCGUCCUCGAGCGAUGACGAUCAGGCGGAGUCGCUCACCUGCGCAGCCAAAGAAGGAGAGGCCAAAGCGGAGGCAUCCUGGUCAGACGGGGAAGGAAAAUCAGGAAAUGACGAUUCCGGCCUCACGGAGGAGGAAGUGGUGUUGGCCAAGACCAUCGCCGAGACUCCGGAGGGCGAAAACACGGUCCAGAAGGCCGCUCUGGUCCUGCGGCUGCGGGAGGGCAUCGGGUCCUUGGCCCGGAUCCUGAAGACGGUGGAGAACUUCAAGGGUACCGUGACCCACGUCGAGUCCAGGCCCUCGAAGAAGGAGGGACUGCAGUUCGACGUGCUGGUGAAGGUCGACAUGUCCAGGCAGAGCCUCCUUCAGCUGAUUCGCAACCUCAGACAGAGUUCCAGCCUCGGAGGGGUGACCCUGCUGGCCGACAACUCCGUCAGCAUCAAGGACCCCUGGUUCCCCAGACACGCUUCGGAGCUGGACAACUGCAACCAUCUGAUGACCAAGUACGAGCCCGACCUGGACAUGAACCAUCCCGGGUUCGCCGACAAGGAGUACCGAGCCAGGCGCAAGAUCAUUGCAGAGAUCGCUUUUGCCUACAAAUAUGGCGACCCCAUCCCCAACAUCCCCUACACGGAGACGGAGAACGCCACGUGGACCAGAGUCUUCAACACAGUGGUCGACCUGGUGCCCAAGCACGCCUGCAUCGAGUACCAGCGAGUCUUCAAGAAGCUCCAGGAAGAGCGGAUUUUCGAGGCCCACCGCAUCCCGCAAUUGCAAGAGGUCAGCGACUUCCUGAGGAAGAACACCGGCUUUUCUCUGCGUCCUGCAGCGGGGCUCCUCACGGCUAGGGACUUCCUGUCCAGCUUGGCCUUCAGGAUAUUCCAGAGCACUCAAUAUGUCCGCCACAUCAACAGUCCGUACCACACCCCUGAGCCGGAUUGCAUCCACGAGUUGCUGGGUCACAUGCCGUUGCUGGCCGACCCCAGCUUCGCCCAGUUCUCUCAGGAGAUCGGCCUGGCGUCGCUGGGCGCCUCCGACGAGGAGAUCGAGAAGCUGUCGACGAUCUACUGGUUCACCGUGGAGUUCGGGCUCUGCAAGGAGGGCAAGGAAGUGAAGGCCUAUGGAGCCGGUCUGCUCUCGGCAUACGGCGAGCUUUUGCACUCGUUGAGCGACAAGUGCGAGCACCGGCCCUUCGACCCUUCCAUCACGGCAGUGCAGCCCUACCAGGACCAAGAGUACCAGCCGGUGUACUACGUGGCCGAGAGUUUCGAGGACGCGAAGGAGAAGUUCCGCCGUUGGGUCAGCACCAUGAGCCGGCCCUUCGAGGUCCGCUUCAACCCCCAUACGCAGCGCGUCGAGGUCCUGGACAGCGUGGACCGGCUGGAGGGUCUGGUGUCCCAGCUGAACACCGAGAUGACCCACCUGACGAACGCCCUGAACAAAAUCAAGGCGUCCUUCGCGUAAAGGAGGCCGCCACACUCGCGCCCGACCCUCCACAGGCCCCGAAGGAGCGCAGACCUCGGGGUCCUCCAGGGACCCCCGAGAUGGCCCUCCUCGAAUCUCGCUUCGUCCGAGCCACCUCCCCGGGAUUCAUCGUUUUCCCGGACCUCGCUCAAGGUGCCAAAGCCAGGCUUCCGACGAGCCGUCGGGGGUGGCGCUAGGUCACCCACGCGAAGAGUUACAGGGGUCGGAAAUCCCGAGGUGGAGGGCCGCCAAGAUGGCGCCACCGCGCUUCGGGUAGGUCUUUUUCCGUUUCUCUCCGUCUCCUCCGUCAUCCCUCAUCGCCAUCCCUCGUCGUAAUUCGCCUCGUGUAUAAAGUCGUCAUUCGCCUGUCCCCCUCCCCGCCGCGGCGUUCGUCCUUCCUCUUCUCUCUCUCUUUUUUUUUAUUUAUACGCCCGCGCCCGUAGUCGGGACGACCGUCAAGCGUUAUAAUUGUCGCUGUUAUUGUAUCGUAUUCGCCCUAACCCAUCCGCGCGGGGCCCAGGCCUCGCCGAUCCUCCUUAGUUGGCCGCGUUUGAGAAUCGACUAACCUAGAACGUCAACUGUGGCCCUAGGUGUCGCGGUUGACGGGAAUCGACCUCUCUUCUCGAGUAGAUCUCACCGAUAUUAGGUACGUGCGUGUUAAGACCGAGUGAUUCGGGGGAAGAACCUUCGGAUACGUGUCAGCGUGCCACCGAGUCCUCUGGCGGGACCAAGAUGGCGGCGUCGAUCUCGGGCGGCCAUCUUGGUCCCGCCGAAGUGGCGGCCUCGUUUACCCCAGUAGAGGAGGUGUCUUUGUCGUACUUAAGUGCAACUCUAGAUGUUGUUAGCCGUGCAUUUUGUCUCGGGACCCUUUCGAAGGAGCGACGGGACCUCGGGGAGCGUUCCAUUUUCGAGACAAUCUCCAGGACUCGCCGAGGCUCCCUCCCGCCGGAGCGGCCCCUUGCGUGUGUAGAGGACCAAAGUUGCUAUUUAGAACCUCUAGAGAGUAGUUGGAGCCCUUUUAUGCACUCUGCACCCACCCUCUGCUAACUGUACGCGAAGAGCACCGUAAUAUGCUUGAUUAUGUUGCCGCGAGACAAGUAUACGAAUCGUUUGGUUUGUAUUAUAUUGUAAAGUACGAGCAUAAUAAAAAUUAAGAUACGAAUCUUA
Orussus abietinus is the source of this 3234-nucleotide messenger RNA. It is a transcript of the gene ple, whose product is annotated as tyrosine 3-monooxygenase. The record is from RefSeq and is a predicted model, not a curated record. Gene Ontology annotation, biological process: dopamine biosynthetic process from tyrosine. Lineage: Eukaryota; Metazoa; Arthropoda; Insecta; Hymenoptera; Orussidae. Gene Ontology annotation, cellular component: axon; cytoplasm; perikaryon. Gene Ontology annotation, molecular function: iron ion binding; tyrosine 3-monooxygenase activity. The transcript is spliced from 6 exons. Bases 376 to 2067 code for a protein of 563 amino acids.